AUGAACGUGUGGAGGAAGUUCUCUUGGGAAGAUGAUGUUCAACUUUCCCAGCGGCAAGUGGCUGAACUUCGCUUUCCUCCUCAACCGUUCCUCACCGUCAUCAAGCCUAGGAUUAUCGCUACAUUCGAGACUAGCAAAAUGAGCUACAUCACUCGCCGGGCUCUGUCCACCCUCAUCCCUCCCAAGAUUACAUCCCCUAAUGCACUUGGCGCCGCUCAGGAUGCUGCACGCAUGGAGCGUGUAGUCGGCUUCUACGCUGGUCUCCCCCGUGGUCCCGCUCCUACCCCCAAGCCCUCCGGAUUCCUUGAGCGCUACCAGGCUCGCUACUUCAACGGAAAGAAUGCUUCCGGCAUGCCCCUCGUCCACGUCAUUGGAACCCUUUUGGUUGUCGGCUACAGCAUGGAGUACUACUUCCAUUUGCGCCACCACAAGAACCACCCUCACUAA
Talaromyces marneffei is the source of this 447-nucleotide messenger RNA. RefSeq lists its product as uncharacterized. NCBI's taxonomy places the organism in Eukaryota, Fungi, Ascomycota, Eurotiomycetes, Eurotiales, Trichocomaceae. Bases 1 to 447 code for a protein of 148 amino acids. The transcript is spliced from 7 exons. The record is from RefSeq and is a predicted model, not a curated record. Gene Ontology annotation, biological process: proton motive force-driven ATP synthesis.